Molecule: messenger RNA, 1070 nt
Organism: Folsomia candida
Lineage: Eukaryota; Metazoa; Arthropoda; Collembola; Entomobryomorpha; Isotomidae
Exons: 6
Coding region: 16-672 (218 amino acids)
Source: RefSeq, a predicted model, not a curated record
AAUUUGAGGUAUGAAAUGGACCCGCAAGUUGGUCUUAUUACGAAAUUUGUAAUGACGGGUGAGAGGGUGCAGGUGGAUGGGCGACCGAAUGGGGUCGAGGGGGGCAGUCGUCGUAGGAGGUCAUCCCUCGACAGUUGUGAUUGCGACAGCGUUGGGCUGAAUGGCCAACCCUCCUCAAAAGUACUCCUCGUCAAAUUGGCCAACGACUAUUCGGCGUAUCUUCAAACAGAUCUCUCCCUUCAGAUUACAAAAGUGGAAGAAUUCAUUCUUGAAAACAUCGCCAAACUAGAAGAGUUUCAAAGUUUAUACGAAAUGAAAGAAGGUGAAAGGAAAGCAUGGGCGACCCAUUUGCCAGACAUCAUUAGAACAGGGUCGUUAUUAUCGAUAACACUAAAUCAGAGGUUGGAUGCAUUGUCCUGUCUUAUUCUCUCCAUUAAAUGUGCACUGGAUAAGUUGGAGGGUGAAAUAAGCCAGACAGAGAUGAAAUUAGGACUUAGUCCUCAUAAUACUUCCACAGCUAUACGAUCUGUUUUUAAAUACUUUUAUAAGGCUGGGGAAACAGGAUCUGAUCACAGCUUACCCAGGAACAAGAGCGACAAGGCGUCUUCACUUGUGUCUUAUCAGCAACUACGAGGACCUGAUCCGUUACAUCUUGCGCAGUUUUUCCAUUGAAGGUGGCAUGAAAUGGAAAUAGACAUAUGAUAAAUAGUAGGGUUAUAGAGCUUUUGAUUGAUGAUAAAACUCGUUAUAAUCAGAAUAAUAGAUACAUUGUAAUUUCGUUUAAUUUUCACUUCAUAAUACUGCUUGACUUGUACAUUGUAUUUAGAGUUUAUCUCGUCGAAUAUACUGGUCGUGUAUAUACAAAUUCAUGUAGUUUCCUAACUUAUUAUUUAAAAUAGUUACAGUAUACUUAUAUUUUAAUGUAUUGGAAUUUCAACAACCUAACCUAUCGUAAGGUUCUUAUGGCCAUAACUUGACUGAUUACAACAAACAUUCCAAAUAAUAAAACGCAAUAGAAAGUUUGUCAGCGUCAUAAUAAAAUCAAUUCAAAUAAAAUAAUUAAAGUACAA